CGCCCGGACGGACGUUGACACCGGCGCCAUUUUGUGCAGAGACGGUCGGCAUCGUCGUCGCUUCAAGAUAGAGUCGAAACCCGCGCUUAAACCCGGUUAGCUGAGGUAAACAAAGUAGAGGGGAGUGAAUAGGAGAGAGCGGCCGAAAAAAGGGGGGGAAAAGAUGAAGAUUUUUGUAGGGAACAUCCCGACCGAGGGCACGGUGGAGGAGCUGCGGACGCUGUUCGAGUACUACGGCACGGUGAGGGAGUGCGACAUCAUCCGCCACUACGGCUUCGUCCACAUGGACAGCCCCGAGGAGGCGGCGCAGGCCAUCGCCGCCCUCAACCAGUACGAGCUGCACGGGCAGAAGCUGAACGUGGCCGAGUCGCGGCCCCGGCCCUCGGCCUCCGCCACCGCCAUGGCCGUCACCAAGGUGUACGUGGGCAGCCUGGCGCCCAGCUGCAGCAACCAGGAGCUGAGGGCCAAGUUCGAGGAGUACGGCCGGGUGGUCGAGUGCGACAUCGUCAAAGAUUAUGCCUUUGUCCACAUGGAGAAAGAGGAAGAUGCGAUCAAAGCCAUUGGCAGUCUAGAUGGCCAAGACUUCCUGGGGAACAAGCUGAGGGUGCAGCUGUCGAGGUCGACCUAUGGCAAGUCUGGGGGGCAGCGGGAGGUGUGCCAGCGCUGUGGGAGGCAGGGCCACCAGGCCCGAGAUUGCCACUCUCUCCGCCUCAACCAGUAUAACCAGUACCAGCUGGCAUCCCAAUACUACCCGUCCUACUACUCGUACUACGACUAUGACUACAGCCACGGCUCCUACUACGACUACUACGAGGAUUACCAGGCGGCCACCGCAGCUGCCGGCUACACCACGGUCGACUACACCAGAGAGAGGAGCCCCAACCGCCUGGCCAUCACCACGGCGGCGGCAGCUGCAGUCUCGGCAGCCGCCGCCACCAAUAGCUGCACCCAGCUGUACGAGCGCACCCGCCUUUCCCCCCUCACCGUGCCAAAGUACCAGGCCGAGAAGUACAUGGACGAUAGCAUCAGUAGGUACGUAUCGGUAGCUCGCAAGCCGGUGGGAGCGGUGGGGCACGCCUGCCUCACCGCCCAAGUGGGGACGGCAGAGAGCGUGGCCGCCGCCGCCGCGGCCAACAACGUCGCCUGCGUCACCGGCGCCACCUGGAGCAUGGUGCCGCCCGUCGACGAAUCUACCCUUGGCACCGCCCAGAUCUCGGAGCAGUAGUGUCCGGCAUCACGCCGAAUCCACAGUAAGUAACGUGUAUCAUGCGCUGGCCUGAGGUGUGUGGUGGGGGGGGGGUCGCUGGGUAAUGGGGAAAUCCUACCUCAAUGGAGCAGGAUAUUGCUGGGUUAAAGCUAAAGGACAGAACAGGAUUGUUCCUACCUUAUUGGAGCGGGGUGUGAGGUGGUCGCUGGUUAAAAGCUAAUAGACGGAACAGGAUUGUUCCCACCUUAU
This is a messenger RNA of Amblyraja radiata (thorny skate), 1456 nucleotides long. Its product is annotated as RNA-binding protein 4-like. The coding region runs from base 164 to 1225 and encodes 353 amino acids. Gene Ontology annotation, molecular function: zinc ion binding; mRNA binding. The record is from RefSeq and is a predicted model, not a curated record. The transcript has 2 exons. Lineage: Eukaryota; Metazoa; Chordata; Chondrichthyes; Rajiformes; Rajidae. Gene Ontology annotation, cellular component: nucleus.